AUGGCUUCCACCGACGAGAAAAAGGAAGUCGGCACAAGUACCGGCCCCGAGGCAAGGGACUUUACUACGGUAUCCCCUUCGUCCAGUAGCGUUGCAGAGGCUGUCGGUAUAAACGAGAAGUCUCUACUGCGCAAGUUGGACUAUCGUUUGCUGCCGCCUUUAACGUUGCUAUACCUGUUAUCCUUUUUGGAUCGAAGCAAUGUCGGGAACGCCAAGCUGGAAGGAAUGACCACGGACAUAAAAAUGACCGGAGAUCAAUACCUCACGGGUCUAACCUUGUAUUUCAUCGGCUACGUCCUGUUCGAGAUCCCAUGCAACAUCGUUCUCAAAAAAGCCUCACCACGAACAUGGCUUCCAACUCUCACUCUGGUCUGGGGAAUCAUCGCAACUUUGCUAGGCGUUGUCCAAAAUUACCGCGGUUAUCUUGCCUCGCGAUUUUUCCUAGGCGUCGCUGAGAGUGGACUGUUCCCGGGCGUGGUCUACUACAUCUCGAUGUGGUACAAACGGAAUGAGCAGCACUAUCGAGUUAGUCUGUUUUUCAGUGCUGCAAGUCUUGCGGGUGCCUUUGGUGGCAUUCUUGCUUGGGGAAUCGCGCACAUGGAUGGUGUGGGAGGUUAUAGCGGAUGGCGAUGGAUUUUCAUUCUGGAAGGACUUGUGACCGUAAUCGCGUCUGUGGUAGCCUACUUCUGGGUAUACAACUAUCCAUCAACGGCCGAAUUCCUGUCACCGGAGGAGCGCGAAUUUAUUCAAUUCCGCUUGAAGAACGACAACGAUGCCACGCGGGAUGAGAGUUUCACCUGGUCCGCAGUGCUGGACGCAUUCAAGGAUCCGAAGGUCUGGUUAUACUGCCUCGGAUUUCAUACAAUGUCAUUGCCACUAUACACACUAUCACUUUUUCUGCCAACCAUCAUCAAAGAGCUUGGAUUCUCAUCUGCCGAGGCACAGCUACUGUCCGUUCCCCCAUACGCCGUAGCUUUCAUCUGCACGAUCAGUGUAGCCGUCGCGUCAGAAAAGUUGCGCGUCAGGGCACCCUUUAUCAUGGGCACGUCGGCACUCGCAUGCAUCGGGUACAUCUUGCUGCUCUCCGACCAUAGAGCCGGCGUGUCGUACGUGGGGACCAUCUUUGCUGCCGCGGGUAUCUACCCGUCCGUCGCGAUCGUGUUGUCUUGGCCUGCGAAUAAUGUGUCCGGGCAGACGAAGCGGUGUAUUGCGAAUGCGCUGCAGAUUAGUGUUGGGAAUAUCGGUGCUGUGAUUGGGACGCAGUUGUACCGGACUGAGACAAGCCCGCGAUACUUCCUUGGACACGGCUUUGCGCUGGGAUACCUAGUUGCUAAUAUAUUUGUUGUUGGGAUUUUGUGGGUCGUAUUGCGACGAGAGAAUGCUAAGAAGCUUAGGGAAAGGGAGGCGAGGAGGUUGAAGCCGUUUGGGGAAGAUAUUGCGGAUGCAGAGGGCGAGUUCCUGGGUGACAAGGAUCCCCGGUGGGUUUUCCAGACUUGA
Messenger RNA from Penicillium verhagenii, 1497 nucleotides. RefSeq names its product allantoate permease family MFS transporter. The transcript has 6 exons. Gene Ontology annotation, molecular function: transmembrane transporter activity. Gene Ontology annotation, biological process: transmembrane transport. The record is from RefSeq and is a predicted model, not a curated record. Gene Ontology annotation, cellular component: membrane. The coding region runs from base 1 to 1497 and encodes 498 amino acids. Lineage: Eukaryota; Fungi; Ascomycota; Eurotiomycetes; Eurotiales; Aspergillaceae.